Messenger RNA from Arabis nemorensis, 975 nucleotides. NCBI's taxonomy places the organism in Eukaryota, Viridiplantae, Streptophyta, Magnoliopsida, Brassicales, Brassicaceae. The record is from the annotation of a GenBank genome assembly.
AUGUCGCUGCUAAACCAACUCUUCAACCGCGGGGUCUUUGGCGCCAGAUGCAAAACAUGCUUGAACUUGGCGAUUGCUCGGAUGAAAUUGCUGCAAAACAAGAGAGAUAUGCAGCUCAAACAUAUGAAGAAAGAGAUAGCUCACUUCUUACAAGCUGGACAGGAACCAAUCGCUCGAAUCAGGGUGGAGCAUGUGAUCAGAGAAAUGAAUUUAUGGGCAGCUUAUGAGAUAUUAGAGCUAUUCUGCGAGUUUGUACUUGCCCGUGUCCCAAUUCUUGAAAGUCAAAAGGAAUGCCCUAGAGAGUUGAGAGAGGCUAUUGCUAGCAUCAUCUUUGCUGCUCCAAGGUGCUCUGAACUGCCUGAUCUUAUUCAGAUUAAGAAUCUGUUUGGUACAAAAUAUGGAAAAGAAUUUAUCAUGGUUUCUUCUGAGCUCCGUCCGGAUUCUGGUGUCAAUCGUACCAUCAUUGAAAAACUUUCACCUGCCAGUCCAUCGGGAGAGGCAAGGCUUAAGAUUUUGAAGGAAAUUGCAAAGGAGUACAAUGUAAAUUGGGAUUCUUCUGCCACCGAAGCAGAGUUCAUGAAGAGCCAUGAAGACCUCCUGAGUGGAGCUAAGCAAAUACGUCUUCAAGAUGGUCUCUCUGAAUCUCGACCAUCCCAACAAGGCUACACUCAGUCUUYGGUUACUAGGGAAACUGAAGUUCUGCCUGCAGAGGCCACACAGAGACUCCAGAAGCUUCAAGCUCAAAACCCAGUGAGCAAAAGCAUUCCAUCAUCUAAGCUGACUUCACCUUCUCAAACGCCUCCUGAUACUAGAAGAGAUCAGACUGACGUAAUGGAGAGAGCUCGGGCUGCUCUAGCUAGCGCCGAUCGUGCAACAGCAGCUGCUCGUGCUGCAGCCCAACUAGUGAAUGUCUCUUAUGGGGCUGUUGUGCCCACAGUAGCAGCAGCAGAAGGGAAGUCCUUGAAUUUGAUGUAG